Messenger RNA from Drosophila miranda, 1044 nucleotides. Its product is annotated as cylicin-2. NCBI's taxonomy places the organism in Eukaryota, Metazoa, Arthropoda, Insecta, Diptera, Drosophilidae. The transcript has a single exon. The record is from RefSeq and is a predicted model, not a curated record. Bases 154 to 993 code for a protein of 279 amino acids.
GAGGCGAGACCAGCAGACGGCGAUAAGCGGGCGUGGCAGCAACAUCAGUGGCAGGCAGCAGCAGAAGCAGUAGAAGGAGCAUCAGCAUCGACCAGCAAGGAGCUCAGAAGGAUAAAGACCGAGUGACAGAAAGAGGCACACCCGGAGUCAGCUAUGUGGCCGUCGUGGCACGGAAUAUCCCUGCUGGGGCUUCUGGUGGCAGCCGCUUUGGCUCUGCACCGCACCCCGGACCAGGCCAUGGCCAUAACCUCUCCUCUGGUGGGGCAGGACUUGGUCGACUUUCAGCCCUAUUUCCAGGAACAGGAUCAACUGGUGGCCGCCUCCAAGAAGCACGAGGAGCACGAAGAGGGCGGCGAGGAGGAGUCCGGCGAGGAGCAGCAUAGCGAGCACUUCAAGAAGCACGGUGGCAAGAGCAAGAAGGAACACAAGCACGGCGAAAAGUCGGAGAAGGGGGAGAAGGGCCACCACGACAAGGAGGGCAAGAAAGGCGAGCACAGCGAGGAGGAGGGCCACGAGAAGAAGCACAAGCAGUCGGAGUCCCACCACAAGAAGAAGAAGAAGGGCGAGAAGGGGGAGAAGGGCAGCGAGUUCGAGGAUCACGGCUCCUACAAAAAGGGCCACUCCAUCAAGGGCAAGCACAACGUCCACAAGCUCAACGAGGACAAGAAGGAGAAGAAGUACUACGACGAGGAUCAUGUGGAGGGCGGCGAGGAAAAGCAUGGCGGCUUCGAGGAGGCCAAGAAGCACAAGAAGGGCAGUAGCCACAAGAAAGGGGAGCACAAGAAGGGCGGCCACGAGGAGCACCACGGCAAGAAGGGGCACUCCAAGAAGGGACACAAGAAGAAGGGCCACAAGGGCCACAAGAAGAAGCACGAGGACUCCAAGAAAUGGGGCCACAAAAAGGAGCAGGGCAAGAAGGGCGGCGCCGAGCACAAGAAGAAGUGGCACAAGUCCUCCAAGAAAAGCAGCGAACACGAUCAUGGACAUCACUGAGCCAAGAGUGGAGCAUGCAUUGUGGCGCGUCCUUCCUUUUUCGAUGAUAUU